Messenger RNA from Fonsecaea erecta, 1788 nucleotides. RefSeq lists its product as hypothetical. The transcript has a single exon. The coding region runs from base 1 to 1788 and encodes 595 amino acids. The record is from RefSeq and is a predicted model, not a curated record. NCBI's taxonomy places the organism in Eukaryota, Fungi, Ascomycota, Eurotiomycetes, Chaetothyriales, Herpotrichiellaceae.
AUGCCCAUAAUCGACAAAGACGUGCCCCCGGUCAUCUCGAUCCCGUCGGCCACGCUGCGCAAGUUCUCGGGAUCUCGCGUCGACCCCUACACCCGCUACGUAGCCUAUCGGCUAUUCAGGGACUUGAACAUAUCCGUCCAGGGCCAGCGAAACAUCAACAAUGCGCUCAGUAACCUCCCCGUCCACGUCUCCGUCGCCCCGGGUGAGAAGCUGUCCUUCGGCUGGGGUCUGUCAAACGUCAUUCGUGACCAGGCCGUCCACGAGGGAUCCUACGAGCACCUGGCCAUGAUGAUUGCGUUGGGAGAAAGCUUCCAUGAACCGUACGGAGCCAGAGUGCUCAUGGCCAUGGCCAACGCGGCAGCUGGGCCCGAGGAUGUGACGCCCCAUUUCAAUCAGUGGCAGGCCGCUCUGCACGGCUGCAACGGCAUCUUCGCUACGUCGGAUUUCGGUCUGCUGGUCGAGGACUAUCUCCAAAUCGACCCCUAUCCCAUCGUCUACCCAAUGAUGCAGGUCAAGAGCAUCGACACCGUCUUCCCACCUAGCAUGAUUGCCCAAGCACUGCAGGCGUUGAUGUGCGUCACAAAGGGAGAAGCGAAGCACGUUACGCUCAUCGGCAGCGCCAUCAUAUCGUGGUUCGCAGCCAUCGCCGAGUGGCUGUGCGACCUGCGAAUCGUCGUCUAUCAGAAGGAUGGGAAAGAACUCCGCGUCACUCACCCAGAUCAAGAGCCACAGCUGACGCUGGUGUUUGUCCCAGAGGCGGGCAUUAAAGCAUCAUUCGAAGCAUGGAAGCCUGCGGGCCCUGCCGUCGAGGAGUUGUCUCUGAUCGACCGGACCUACUCUGCGACUCUCCAUACGACACGCUUUGGCGGUCGGGUGGCAUGGCAGUCACUGCUACCCCGAGUUUUUGGCAAGAGUUUUCACCACCUGGACCACGACCAGUCCAAGGCCUUCGGAACCAUGAUCGGCAGUGCGGCACGGAUGUUCGAGGGUCUGGCGCAUGGCAAGGGACACGAGGAGCACGGGCAACUGGUGUCGGUCCAAAACCAGAGCAAUACCGCGUCGUACGGCGCCGGUCUCAUUGAAACCAUCACGAACUGGCUCCCCGAAUUGCGCAGAUUCCAGGGCCGCAUGGAGCGCUCGUUGAAGCUCUCUCACGAGGAUGCCUCAGCCUCGUACGUGGAGAACCUCACCAAAAUCAGGAAGGCCUGCCACUGCGGCAUUUGCACAUCCAAGGACGAGGUGACCCAAGAAAAGGAGGGCCUCCCACCAGAUCACGGAUACUGUCUCGCGGUCUUGGUUGAGACGGUGAUCUCGCUGGGUUUGACUCUUGCCCGGAUGGCGGUGUCGGCCCAUUUGUAUCCCACCCGAUCAGGCAUCUACAGCUUCUACCAGAGCCAGGUGGCCAGGAGAAUGGAGGCGCGGGGCUCGCACUGGACGAUACAUUUCCAACUCGUGUAUGGCAACGUGUGGAACGCCCCUGAUGCCGUGCGGCUGCAAAGCUCGGUGCAGAUAUUCGCCGGCUCGCGACCCCAGAAGAACCUCCCCGAGAACCUGGUGGCGCUCUCCCACGAGGGAUGUUGCGCGUAUUUCAUGGAUCUGGAACGGCGAAUGAAGUCUUCGUCAGAUUGCCCCCAGGUCAGGCUGAUCCGGGUGGUUCCUGGGGGAAUCAACGUGGCCGAGAAGGUGUUCGACAGGGCGUGCAUGGGACCCGUGGAGGACGCUAACCAAGACGAUCCAUGGGAGGAAAUCACAUAUGAGCAUCUCCCGGAACCUCUCUUCCUCAAAUGA